UUAUACCGGCUUGGCUUGGUGUUCGGGGCUGUUUCUCGUGUUUGGAGAAAAAGUACUAGAGAAAAAGUCCGCCUUCAUUCUGCAGCGAGUUCUAGUGUAUCAUCAGGCAUCCCUGUGUCACAACUAAGUUCCAGAAGUUGAUCCAGAUAUUGUUGACAUGGCAACAACAGACCGCAGGCAGGGUGUGGAUUGCGUCAGGAGAGGAGCAGCAUGGGGUUCUGCAGACAGUGUUCUCACCUGGCAAGGAGACAGACAUGAGGAGUCUGGGGAGGAGUCCGGUAGGGGAGACAAAAGUGUGAGAGUGUACAGGUGUGAGGAGUGCAGCAAGGAGUUCAGUAAGCUGAGCAAUCUAAAGACUCACAUACGGACUCACACAGGGGAGAAACCGUACAGAUGUGAGGAGUGUAGCAGGCAGUUCAGUGAGCUUUGUGUGCUUAAGAAACACAUACGGACUCACACUGGGGAGAUACCCUACAGGUGUGAGGAGUGUAGCAAGCAGUUCACUGAUCUCAGUAACUUAAAGAAGCACAUGCGCACGCACAAAGGGGAGAAACCCUACAGAUGUGAGGAGUGCAGUACUCAGUUUAGUCAGCUGACUAAUCUGAAGACACACAUGCGUACUCACACAGGGGAGAAACCUUACAGGUGUGAGGACUGCAGCAAGCAGUUCAGUGAUCUCAGUAAUCUGAAGAAGCACAUGCGCACUCACACUGGUGAGAAACCCUACAGAUGUGAGAAGUGUAGCAGGCAGUUCAGUGUUCUGAGUAUUCUGAAGAGACACAUACGGACUCACACAGGGGAGAAACCCUACAGGUGUGAGGAGUGCAGCAGGCAGUUCAGUCGGCUGGAUGAUCUAAAGAAACACAUGCGUACUCACACUGGGGAGAAACCACACAGGUGUGAGGAGUGUAGCAGGCAGUUCAGUCUGUUGGGUAAUCUGAAGACUCACAUGCGCACUCACACCGGAGAGAAACCCUACAGUUGUGAGGAGUGCAGCAGGCAGUUCAAUGCGCUGAGUAGUUUGAAGAGACACAUGCGCACUCACACAGGGGAGAAACCCUACACGUGUGAGGAGUGCCGCAGGCAGUUCAGCCAGCUGACUGAUCUGAAAAAAACACAUGAAGACUCACCCUGGAAAAACUGAAGGUGUAAGUUCUGUGAACUAGGUAGUCUGAAGAGACGUGUACUCUUAUGAAAACUCUAUAUAUGUUCAAAGAAUACAGCAGGGAGUAUGAUAGGGAAGAUAGGAAGAAGCACAUUGCACUCAAACCGAUGACAUACCCUCAAGUGUUAGGAAUUGAGUCAGCUUGGGUACACAGAAGGAACACAUGAACACAUACAGUCAUGACAGACUCACAAGGCAGUAAUCUUACACAAGUAACAGACGACCAGAGCCUUGAGAUAGCAAGCAAGUUUAGUAGGGCUAGUAAUUUCAUAAUUGAUUUGGAGCGAAAAAUGCCUAUGGGUGUAUUGAGUGCAGAAAUCUGUUAAGUCUUGCAGACUAUUACUAUAUGUAUCUUGGUGAGCUUAAAAUCAUGCAAAAAGCUGGAUAUGUAGACACAUACAUUUUGUAAUACAUGUACGCAUAUAUAGUCUACUUGUUGGUAAAGUUAAUUUUUGCUGUUCUUGUUGGUUCAGAUUUGGCACAACAUUUCUUCUGUUAUAUAAGAAAUCUACUCUGUAUUUUAAUCACUGUAGACUUUAUUGGUUAUACUGAUACAGGAUGUGCCAAAUAAUCUAUCUUCACAGUCACAUCCAGAGGCUGUAUUUAGGAGCUUACAAUUGGCUGUUGUUCAAAUUAAUUGAUUGUAAUCUUUUGUAAUACAGUUAAAUGAUAGAAAUGAUAUUUUGUUUGGCAUGUCCACACUAUUUUUUCUAAAGUUCUUUCAUCUGCUUGUUGAACCCUGAUCUUGUUGUUGAUAGUCAUGAAGUAUUGUUAUUUUGUAAAGUUUGCAUAUAUCGUUGAUAUGCUUCCAAAGUAGUAAAAGUACAUUUGUACCAAGUUCAAAGUAGUGAAGUAGAAAUUCAAAGUUCGAUGUAGUAAAAGUUCAAAGUAGGGAAAUUACUUACUUUAAAGUUUAUAGUAGUAAAGUACAAAGUUUAGAUUACAGUAGUGAUUGGUUGGUUGGUUUGAUUG
This is a messenger RNA of Branchiostoma floridae (Florida lancelet), 2137 nucleotides long. Its product is annotated as zinc finger protein 525-like. The record is from RefSeq and is a predicted model, not a curated record. Gene Ontology annotation, biological process: regulation of transcription by RNA polymerase II. NCBI's taxonomy places the organism in Eukaryota, Metazoa, Chordata, Leptocardii, Amphioxiformes, Branchiostomatidae. The transcript is spliced from 2 exons. Gene Ontology annotation, molecular function: DNA-binding transcription factor activity; RNA polymerase II cis-regulatory region sequence-specific DNA binding. Bases 158 to 1144 code for a protein of 328 amino acids.